This is a messenger RNA of Hipposideros armiger (great roundleaf bat), 2699 nucleotides long. RefSeq names its product Wnt family member 5B (gene WNT5B). Bases 672 to 1748 code for a protein of 358 amino acids. Gene Ontology annotation, molecular function: frizzled binding; cytokine activity. NCBI's taxonomy places the organism in Eukaryota, Metazoa, Chordata, Mammalia, Chiroptera, Hipposideridae. Gene Ontology annotation, cellular component: extracellular region. Gene Ontology annotation, biological process: canonical Wnt signaling pathway; neuron differentiation; cell fate commitment. The transcript has 6 exons. The record is from RefSeq and is a predicted model, not a curated record.
UCUUGGGGUCCCGCGCUCCAGAGAAGAGCGCGCAGCCCAGCGACUACCGACGGCGGGGGCCGAGCCCGGCGCCCAGGGCCCAGGGCCUCCCUCUCCGCGGCGCGGGCUCCGCACCCGACUUCCCCGCGGGCCGAUCGCGGGGUCCCGGGCGCCGAGCAGGGAGCCCUCCCGGCGGCAGGGGCGAGCGCGGACUCCGAGGGCCGGAGCCGCCCGGGCCGGGCAGCGCGCUCCCCGCAGAGGCUGGCCCAGCACCUGAGGGCUGGCAGACUCCUCGGCGGGACCCACAGAGCGGAGCGCGCCGGGCCGCGGAUGAAGAGUCUUGUGCGGCGGCCCGAGCGGCCCGCGCGCUGAGAGGAGCGGGCAGGGCCCCCAGCCGCUCCGAGGCCCCCGCCCGCCGCGCCUCCGCCCGCCGUGGCGCCCGGCGGACCCAGCGCAGCCGUCGCUGGAGGAGCCGGAGCCCGCGGGCCCGACAAGCGGCGGUACAUGCAGGUAUGGUGGAGAGCCUGUCCCCUUUAAAGUAGCGCUCUGCAGCACGAGCUUGUCCACACUGCGUUCAAACAGCUACCACUCAGUUCUGUGAGGUCAUCUUACUGGAAACCAAGGGAGCCCAGUUUUGGAAGCCGGCAGUCCCGGGUGUCUUCCCAGGGCACUGAGGAGGGCUGAGGCCGACCAUGCCCGGCCUGCUGCUGCUCACCGCUGCGCUGCUCUCCAGCUGGGCUCAGCUUCCAGCCGAAGCCAGCUCCUGGUGGUCAUUAGCUAUGAACCCGGUGCAGAGACCUGAGAUGUUCAUCAUCGGUGCCCAGCCUGUGUGCAGCCAGCUUCCUGGGCUCUCCCCUGGCCAGAGAAAGCUGUGCCAGCUGUACCAGGAGCACAUGGCCUACAUAGGGGAGGGAGCCAAGACAGGCAUCAAGGAGUGCCAGUACCAGUUCCGGCAGAGGCGGUGGAACUGCAGCACCGUGGACAACACAUCUGUCUUUGGGAGGGUCAUGCAGAUAGGGAGCCGCGAGACCGCCUUCACCUACGCAGUCAGCGCAGCGGGGGUGGUGAACGCCAUCAGCCGGGCUUGCCGGGAGGGUGAGCUCUCCACAUGUGGCUGCAGCCGGACAGCACGGCCCAAGGACCUUCCCCGGGACUGGCUGUGGGGUGGCUGUGGGGACAACGUGGAGUAUGGCUACCGUUUUGCUAAAGAGUUUGUGGACGCCCGGGAGCGGGAGAAGAACUUUGCCAAGGGGUCGGAGGAGCAGGGCCGGGUGCUCAUGAACCUGCAGAACAACGAGGCAGGUCGAAGGGCUGUGUAUAAGAUGGCAGAUGUAGCCUGCAAAUGCCACGGUGUCUCUGGGUCCUGCAGCCUCAAGACGUGCUGGCUCCAGCUGGCUGAGUUCCGCAAGGUGGGGGACCAGUUGAAGGAGAAGUAUGACAGCGCAGCUGCCGUGCGCAUCAGCCGCAGAGGCAAGCUGGAGCUGGUCAACAGCCGCUUCAACCCGCCCACCCCCGAGGACCUGGUGUACGUGGACCCCAGUCCCGACUACUGCCUGCGCAACGAGACCACGGGCUCCCUGGGCACCCAGGGCCGCCUCUGCAACAAGACCUCGGAGGGCAUGGACGGCUGCGAGCUCAUGUGCUGUGGCCGCGGCUAUGACCAGUUCAAGAGCGUCCAGGUGGAGCGCUGCCACUGCAAGUUCCACUGGUGCUGCUUCGUCAAGUGCAAGAAGUGCACGGAGGUCAUCGACCAGUAUGUCUGCAAAUAGCCAGGGUGCCCCACCCUCCGGUCCUCUCCUCCACUCCGCCUCACAGAAAUUUAUAUUUUAUAAAUCUAUAUAAAUAUAUUUUAUAUUUGUAUAAAUGAAUGGAUCGAUGAUAAAUAAUUAAGAGAAGAAAAUGGAAAGGAAAAGCUUAUUUAAGAGAUGCUGGAGAUCUUUGAGGAUGGACUUUGCUGGUUGGCAACUCACAGUGAGGGGGACAAAGGUCUUUUUUUCCCUCCAUCUGGCGGGGACUCUCAGGAUGUAGGGACUUGGGAAUAUUCGCUGUCUAUCCACCAUGACCCUUGAGAGAGGUGGUGGUUAGAUGGAGAAGAUGACUUUGUCUGGAAGUCUGGAGUCUUUGCUGGGUAGAUGACUGCUUUGUGACCCCAGCCUUUGGGCCAGAGGACCCUGUGGAAGGUGGCAGGAACUCAGCUUAAACCUUGACGUCUUUAGGGUGUCGCCCAGAAUAUGGAUCGGUUCUGUGACAGGCCCAGUGCUUUCCUACCUUUUCAUUGGUAUGCGUACUUGGAGAAUCUACGUUACAGAAAUGAGGAGAGGUCCGAUGUCAUCUCUGACAGGUGACUACAGCGGGACCCGCACCACCCCAGACUCACAGGCCUGUCUUUCCAGUGAGAAUUACUCUUCCUCUACAGUUCAUUAGCUCCUGCCACAAGUUCCCUGCACCAGGAGGAGAGGGGGUCAUUUGGCCUGCCAUGUCAGGAAAGACAUGGACUGAGUACUUGUGCCUCAGCUGCAGAAAGCUGGGUGCGUAUCCGGACUGAGUGAACGUUGCACUGUGCUCCCACCAGGGAGAGGAAACUUGUGAUGCUGCUGCUGUCACGUCCUCCAUCAAGGAAGGCCUCACGAACGACAGGAAGCGUAGCUAGGUCAGGCUCGGCUGGCCUGGCAUGGUCUCUUCAUCUCUACCCCAGAUGUACAGUUUCUCUGACAUUAAAU